Messenger RNA from Centropristis striata (black sea bass), 2377 nucleotides. RefSeq names its product retinoid X receptor, alpha a (gene rxraa). Gene Ontology annotation, cellular component: nucleus; RNA polymerase II transcription regulator complex. Bases 388 to 1887 code for a protein of 499 amino acids. Gene Ontology annotation, biological process: response to retinoic acid; positive regulation of transcription by RNA polymerase II; retinoic acid receptor signaling pathway. The record is from RefSeq and is a predicted model, not a curated record. Lineage: Eukaryota; Metazoa; Chordata; Actinopteri; Perciformes; Serranidae. Gene Ontology annotation, molecular function: retinoic acid-responsive element binding; nuclear steroid receptor activity; zinc ion binding. The transcript has 11 exons.
GCAUGUGUGGUGUCGCUGCAGCUCGGCAUACGUUGGUGGGAGUACCCCCUGCACAGGUCCCUUUUGCAGUGCAGAUCCAGUAGUUGGAGUUGUUGUACACCGAGCACGAGAGGGAGAGGAGAGGAGCGCGAGCGCAGCAGCUGAGUGAGCAAACAGAGGUAGAAACAUUAGGUUAUCUUCUGAGACUAUCAAACACUCACCUGUCACUUUUACCGCUCCGUGCCAAGUCUACUUGGAAGAGGACCUCAGCGGCAGUCAGCGGCGGCGGAGGCGGCAGCAGCAGCAGCAGCAGCGCCCUGGUCUGGUCUGGUCUGCUCGAGCAGCCGCCUGCGUAAAACUCCCAAACGCGGUCGUCUCAGCUGGCAUGAGCUAACCUAAUAGACAGACAUGGAAACCAAACCGUUCCUGUCAUUGGGGUUCCUGAAGCCCCAGUGCUCGUUGGCUCCUCCCAUGCAGCGAGGUCGUUCGGGCGAGGCUUGUUCCUGUUUCAGUGGCAUGUGUCCCCUCCACCAGCGUCGCCUAUCCUCAGAUUCGAGCCACCUGUCAUCGCCCCUGGGCUCACCCACAUCUCACCGGGGAAUGCACCCAUCUCUGCUCAGCCCGACGUCCAUGGGGCCCUCGGGCUCUCUCCACUCUCCCAUCAGCACGCUGAGUUCACCCAUGAACGGCCUGGCCUCACCCUUCUCCGUCAUCAGCUCGCCCAUGGGUUCCCACUCCAUGAACUCGCCCGGCAUGGGCUACGGCCCCAGCGUCAGCCCCCAGCUGAACUCUCCGAUGAACUCGGUCAGCAGCACGGAGGACAUCAAGCCUCCGCUGGGACUCAACGGCGUGAUGAAGGUGCCCGCCCAGCCCUCGGGCACGGUCCUGUCGCUCACCAAACACAUCUGCGCCAUCUGUGGUGACCGCUCCUCAGGUAAACACUAUGGGGUAUACAGCUGUGAGGGCUGCAAAGGUUUUUUCAAAAGGACGGUGCGCAAAGAUCUGACCUACACCUGUCGCGACAACAAGGACUGUGUCAUUGAUAAGCGCCAGAGGAACCGCUGCCAGUACUGCCGCUACCAGAAGUGUUUAGCCAUGGGCAUGAAGAGAGAAGUUUUGUUACAUGCAGCCGUUCAGGAGGAGCGCCAGCGAGCCAAGGAGAGAAACGAGAAUGAGGUGGAGUCCACCAGCUGCGCCAACGAGGACAUGCCCGUGGAGAAGAUUCUGGAGGCUGAGCAGGCGGUGGAACCCAAAACCGAGACCUACAUCGAGACCAACCUUGGAGUGCCAUCCAAUUCGCCCAACGACCCAGUGACAAAUAUCUGUCAGGCAGCUGACAAACAGCUCUUUACUUUGGUGGAGUGGGCCAAGAGGAUCCCACACUUCUCUGAGCUGCCGCUGGACGACCAGGUCAUCCUUCUACGAGCAGGUUGGAAUGAACUCCUCAUUGCAUCAUUUUCGCACCGUUCGAUAUCGAUUAAAGACGGUAUCCUGUUGGCGACCGGGCUGCACGUCCACCGCAACAGUGCCCAUAGUGCCGGAGUGGGAGCCAUAUUUGACAGAGUGCUCACAGAACUGGUGUCAAAGAUGAGGGACAUGCAGAUGGAUAAGACAGAACUGGGGUGCCUUCGAGCUAUAGUCCUUUUCAACCCAGACUCUAAAGGUCUGUCCAAUCCAGGUGAGGUAGAAGCUCUGAGAGAGAAAGUGUAUGCGUCUUUAGAGGCCUACUGCAAACAGAAGUACCCCGACCAGCCUGGCAGAUUUGCCAAACUGUUGCUGCGGUUACCAGCGCUGCGCUCCAUCGGCCUCAAGUGUCUGGAGCACUUGUUUUUCUUCAAGCUCAUCGGCGACACGCCCAUCGACACCUUCCUCAUGGAGAUGCUAGAAGCUCCGCAUCAAAUGACAUAAUAGCAGAGAGGGUGGAGCCCUCCUUACCCUGUCCCCCCACACCCCCACCCACCCCUCACAUUUCCCACCAGCCCUGGAUCGGGAGUUUUUUUUUUUUAAAAAAAACAGCAACCCGUCUCCAGCAAGGGACAGAUCACGUGACGAGUUUGGAUGGAGACCCUCUCCCUCCCUUCCCCUCUGUUUCAAAACAAUUCUUCAUGUCUAUGGGUCUGUUUUAUACCUUGUAAAAAUAUAUAAAUAAGAAAUAUAUAUAUAUGAAAAUCAUACGGCAACACGAGUGACAACAGUGGACUUAAAAUAAGGUCGGACAGAAGACAAAAGAAACGGAUUGAGCCAUCGUUUUCAUCCUCGCUUUUCCUACACCUUGACAAGAAAAAGCAAAGAUGAUCAGGUUUUUGACACCCACAGUUCUGCUUGCAGGUAUCUUGAUAAAAGAAAAAAAAGCGGCGGUGAUGUCAUAUUUGGACACUCAGCGUUGUGAUCGGGACAA